CCGCAUUCUUCAUCAUCAACACACUCUAUAUAAACCACUAAACCUAAACUUUUUAUUCACAUUAUUAAACAAAAAGCAUAAAAUUUCAAUAACAAUGGAAUCUCCACUACUCUUUCUCAUCACAAUAUUACUGUUUUUCCAAUCACUCCUUGUUGCUUCCCAAACUCUAUCAAACUCUUCAACAGUCUGCAAAACGACGCCGGAUCCAAAGUACUGCAAAUCCGUUUUCCCACACAGCCAAGGCAAUGUUCAACAAUACGGCCGCUUCUCCAUCCGCAAAUCGCUAUCGCAAUCGCGAAAAUUCAUCCGUACGGUCGAUAAAUAUCUUAAACGCAACGCUCAUUUAUCUCAACCCGCCGUUAUUGGAGCUCUCCAAGAUUGCCGUUUCCUAGCCGGUCUAACAAUGGACUAUCUCUUAACGUCGUUUCAAACCGUUAACGACACGUCAGCAAAAUCAUCCUCCUUCAGAACGCUAUCGCUUCCAAAAGCUGACGAAAUCCAAACGCUUCUUUCCGCGGCGUUAACGAACGAGCAGACGUGUCUAGAGGGACUUACCACCGCCGCUUCGUCCUCCGUCACAGACGGCGUCGCUUUGCCUCUCGUCAACGACACGAAGCUCUUUAGCGUCUCACUCGCUCUCUUCACUAAAGGCUGGGUCCCAAAAAAGAAGAAACGGGCCGGGUUUGCUUGGGCCCAUCCAAGAUCCGGAUCAUCAGCUAACACCAAACCAUUCCGUCUGUUCCGUAACGGAGCGCUACCGUUGAAGAUGACGGAACGAACAAAAGCCGUCUACGAGUCACUCAGCAGAAGAAAACUCGCUGAUGGUGACGGCAAUGGUGACGGAGACGACGGAAGCAUGGUCCUGAUAAGCGACAUCGUCACCGUGAUCCAAGACGGGACCGGGAAUUUUACCAACAUCACGGCUGCCGUCGCGGCGGCGCCGAAUAACACCGACGGAAGCGGCGGUUUCUUCUUGAUCUAUGUAACGGCGGGAGUAUACGAAGAAUACGUAUCGAUCGCAAAGAACAAAAGAUACAUCAUGAUGAUCGGCGACGGGAUUAAUCAGACGGUGGUCACCGGAAAUAGAAGCGUCGUCGACGGUUGGACAACUUUCAACUCCGCAACAUUUGCUGUGACAGCACCUAACUUCGUUGCGGUGAACAUAACAAUCCGGAACACGGCCGGUCCAGAGAAGCACCAGGCGGUUGCGUUACGGAGCGGUGCAGAUUUCUCAAUCUUCUAUAGUUGUAGUUUCGAGGCUUAUCAAGAUACGCUUUACACGCAUUCUCUGAGACAGUUUUAUAGAGAGUGCGAUGUUUAUGGUACAGUCGAUUUUAUUUUCGGAAACGCGGCUGUCGUGUUCCAGAACUGCAAUUUAUAUCCGAGAAAACCGAUGCCGAACCAAUUCAACGCCAUCACCGCACAAGGCCGGUCUGAUCCGAACCAAAAUACGGGUACGUCAAUCCAGAACUGUACGAUUAAACCAGCGGAUGAUCUUGUUUCGAGUAACUAUACGGUUCGAACGUAUUUGGGUCGACCGUGGAAGGAGUAUUCACGGACGGUUAUCAUGCAGUCGUUCAUUGAUGGUUUUGUUGAACCGGUUGGUUGGAGAGAAUGGAACGGGGAUUUCGCUUUGAGUACGUUAUACUAUGCAGAAUAUAACAAUACCGGACCGGGUUCAAACACUACAAAACGGGUUACAUGGCCCGGUUAUCACGUGAUUAAUUCGACCGAUGCGGCUAAUUUCACAGUCACUGGUUUAUUUCUGGAAGAUGAUUGGAUUUGGAAGACCGGCGUGCCUUACACUAGCGGUUUAAUCUCAUAAUGAUUUCUUUUUGUUAUUCGCUCUUAAUUAUUUUUUUCUUUGUUAUUUCAUUUGAAGAAAGAAAGUAGUAUAUUCUUUUCGUUGGAACUGUAACAAACCGAAAACCAAGCUCAACGCGAAAGAAAUGUAGAGCCUGGUAAUGUAACUGUAUACAAUUUAUGCUAAAAAUAUGAAAUUAUUUAGCAUUCCGUAUUAAAUAAAACAAAAGGCAGCCAAAUCUCGACCGUUCGUUCAUUCACUGUCUUGAUCGCAAUGUAACAACCCGCUCAUCGUUCUCUACGUUAUAAAUAAAACACAAAGAUCAUCCCCAAAACCAACUUUUAAAGAGAUUCAAGAACACGACUACGAUUAGAUUUAAAAAAAAAACGAAUCAAAACACAAAAAUCAUCCGAGUUAUAGAAGAAGAAAUGUCCAUUUUGGUCGUGUCUCUCCUCCUUUUUGCCACUUCUUUCUUUGUUAACGGCCAAAAUCAAACUGCUUACGAGGUUGUCCAAAAGUACAAGUUACCACGAGGAAUCUUACCAGAGGGUGUCGUAGACUACGACAUAAAUCCCAAAACCGGCUAUUUCAAAGUAUAUUUUAACACCACGUGUCGGUUCCCCAUCGACACAUACAAGCUCAAGUACCAACCCACAAUCUCCGGCUUCAUAAGAAACGGACGGGUCACUAAUCUGAAAGGCGUAAGCGUUAAAGUGCUUUUCUUUUGGCUCAACAUCGCUGAGAUUUAUCGCGACGAAGACGAGCUUGAACUCUCCGUUGGCGUUGCUUCGGAGGAUUUCUCGAUGCAUCAUUUCGAGAAGAGCCCACAGUGUGGUUGUGGGUUUUAUUGUCGUGGGCUCGUAUUUUCCUCUUAAGGCCCAUGGGCUUCCACUUUAUUUAUUAGCUGAAUAAAUAGUAAUAUUCGUAGUAGACCGAGUUUGUUUGUGAUAAUGUGGACUGGUGGUGACUGAAUAAAUUGUAGUAUUCGUAUCGAAUAACUAUAACGUAGUUGAAUUGGGUGAAAACACUUGAGUUAGUAUGACACAAAUUUCGAAUGAUAAUUUUAAUCAAAACUUAAAAAUGUUAUUUUUUAGUAUCGUUUUUGUC
Molecule: messenger RNA, 2911 nt
Organism: Thlaspi arvense
Lineage: Eukaryota; Viridiplantae; Streptophyta; Magnoliopsida; Brassicales; Brassicaceae
Source: the annotation of a GenBank genome assembly